AUGAGCGUUUGGUUAACUGAGUGGGGAGACGACAUCAGUGAUGAGGACGAUGGUGGUAAUGGUGGUGGAGGUGGUGGUUACAAUGGUGGUGAUGGUAGCAACAAUGGUGGAGGUAUGGUGGUGGUGUUCAUAGUGGGAUAUGGUGGUUGGGGUGCACAUGUAACAAUGGUACUAGGGGCGGUGGUAGCGCCAAUGGUGGCAAUUGUGGUUGUGGUGGCAAUGGUGUUGGUUGUGGUUAUAGUGGAGGUAUGGUGGUGUGCUAAUAGUGGGAUGUGGUGGUUGAGGUGUAGAGGUAACACUCGUGGCAUGGUUGGUGGCGGCGGUGGUAGUUGUGGUGGCAAUGGUGGUAGUUGCGGUUAUGAUGGUGCUAGUGGUGGUGGUGGCAAUUAUGGUGGUGAUACUGGUGGUAGUGGCGGUUGGUGGUUGUGGCCGCAAUGGUGGCGGUUACGAUUAUGA
Messenger RNA from Pyrus x bretschneideri (Chinese white pear), 456 nucleotides. RefSeq names its product loricrin-like. The record is from RefSeq and is a predicted model, not a curated record. NCBI's taxonomy places the organism in Eukaryota, Viridiplantae, Streptophyta, Magnoliopsida, Rosales, Rosaceae. Bases 1 to 456 code for a protein of 151 amino acids. The transcript is spliced from 2 exons.